This is a messenger RNA of Neurospora tetrasperma FGSC 2508, 1787 nucleotides long. RefSeq lists its product as uncharacterized. NCBI's taxonomy places the organism in Eukaryota, Fungi, Ascomycota, Sordariomycetes, Sordariales, Sordariaceae. Bases 1 to 1650 code for a protein of 549 amino acids. The transcript has 4 exons. The record is from RefSeq and is a predicted model, not a curated record.
AUGUCAACACCCAUCAACGGCGUCGGCAGUACCGACCUAGAAAUCAUCGAAAUCGUUCCCAACGGCGACAUAAUCCUCGACGUAACCUUUGAGACCUCCAAACCCGUCAUCCUCGCCGCCAAGAAAGCCUUUGCUGCCUUUUCCUCUCGACCAACUCGGACCAGCAAGGCAACAAUACCCGGACAAGGACCCGCAAAGACGCCAGUCAGACCACCAAGACCACCACCCAAGCCCAGAGAAAGAGUUGGUUUCCGCGUUCAUCUGUCUGUCCUGAAGGAGCAUUCGCCCUACUUUGCCCGUUUGCUCUCAGACACGCGUUUUGCCGAGGCCAAAGCUGUUGAAGCGGCUCUGGCUAAGCUUUCGCUGGAAAACAUUAGUCCUGGCGAGGCGGACUGGACGCAGCUCCCACGGGUGAGCAUUAGAGAAGAUGACGAGGCUACGCAGAGUGCGGAGAUGAGGUAUAUCUUUCAUGAUUUGCUGUAUAUACUGCAUCAUGGGAGGCCAGAAACGCCAGACGAACCAGUCACCACCGAACCAGCACCAACAGCACCCCCCCUGACAAUCCCCUACCUAACCACCCUCUCCCUCCUCGCCGACCGUUUCUCCUGCACCCCCUCCCUCUCCCGUCUCCCUUCUUCUUCUUCCCACACCCCCUUAAAAUGGCCCGCGACACCCACCCGCCUCACCAAAGACCAAGACGGCCACGCCCUCACUUUUGCGGGUGAAGAACUCUUGCGCCAAAAAAUCUUGGUCUCCUGGCUUCUCGACCUCCCACUCAAGUUCCAAUCCGCCACUCGCGAAUUAAUCCUGUACGGAUCCCGCCGCUGGACCCUUUCCGCUUCCCCUGAAGAUUAUUCCGAAUCCGACUACACUUCAGACCCUGUCCCCCACCACCCUGAGAAAUACACUGGAAAUAAAUACAAACACAAAUACAAAGCAAAAUGGUGGUCCCUCCCCGACCUCCUCGAAGACGAACUUUCCUAUCGACGCACCUGCCUCCUUUCCGUCUUGGCAUCCAUCCCCCGCCACUUUUUACGGUUAUACAUCGUCCCCGCCGCACAAGGUCGUCAAUGCAAACUAGGUUACGAGAGUAGCGCCAGCUGCGAUAGUUACCAACUAGGCGAGAUGAUUCGGUUUCUCUGCACCAAGGGACUUUUUGCCCUUGUAGACUUUAGUCCGCCGAGUUUCGAUCGGGCUAUUACCCAAUAUGAUGGCGGGGAGAAUCCGCUGGCGAAAAAUAAUGACCUGGGCGGCAUUUCAACAAUGGAAAUCAACCAUUUCGUGGCGAUUUUACGACAGUGUCCGAGUUAUCAGAUUGAUCGACAUCAUACGAACUGCGGAUUAAGGACGAGGAUGUUGCCGGUUUUGGAUUACGUGCAGGCUAUGUUGAAUAGCGAGGUGGUGCUCGUCAAGAGGGCGGAUUGGGAGAAGAGGAGGGAGGAAGUUAGUUGGGUUAGUUUGGUGGAGAGACGGCAGGAGGAAGGGGAAGAUGGUGGCAGGGGAGAAAAAGGGAAAAAUAGGGUGUUUAGGUUCACUAGAACGCUGGCGGCGGAUCCGCGAAUGAGAUAUAAUAGCACGCUGGGGACGAGCAAGAUGGCCAUGGAACUGUUUCUGGCUGAUGAGUGGGAUUGGACGGCGGAGGAGUAUUGAGGACGUUAUGUUGUUGGUCUAAGUUGCAUCAGUUGGCGUUUAGAUGGCGGCAUAUUGCUUGAUCAAAAGUUGUCUUACAUAACCAGUGAAAUAGAUAAAGUAUAGAAGCGAGCAAGAUGCCAUCCGAAUGUUACCUC